UUCGCCCUUAGACAUUUGUUCUGUCCACCACCAUAAACCCCGUCCCUACGUCGACCUUUUGGUUCUACCAGUUCGCACUACUCCUGAAACACUCCAUGGUCAUGUUAUAGCAUCCCCACGUCUUUCAACAUGGCCCCGGCGCAGGCUUUCGUCACCAGUUAUCCUCCGCGGGUAAGGCAAUAUGCCAACACCCUUCUCCAACCCGUCUUCCAACCACAGACCCUAGGUCCCGGAGGCAGAACAACAAAACGAGGGACAACCGUGAUAAAUUAUGCCGACGAUGUCUAUGAUGAUGACGACUUUGAUGAUAGCGAAGGUCCGCGACGAGCUACCGGUUUGCGCUCCCUGAGACGCGAGGAUAGUGAAAAGAAAGAAUCUCAGCAGCUCAAACUCGGUCGCGAAGCCCGCCGACCUGUCAGUAUACAGCCCAUCUACCGGGACUGGGUGUUAAGAAGGAACGUCAGGCCAAUUACCGAUGCCCAAGCCAACAUCCAGGCCCAGCUCCCUUUAACCCUCAUUCCUAUCCGAAUUGACCUCGAUGUCCCUCCUCACCAACCCGAUACCCCAUAUCCAAUCCCGCGCACAGCCGACCCUGCCUAUAGCAUGCUCCCGCACUACAAACGACCUGAACCACUCCCGGGUUUCAAGGUCCGCGACAUCUUCCUGUGGAAUCUCCACGAGAAUCUCAUGACCCCAGACGAUUUUGCCAUCUCUUUUGUUCGCGAACUCGACCUUCCAAACCAGACUGCCCUUGCAUUGAAUGUCAGUCAACAGAUCAGGACUCAAUUGGAGGACUAUGCUGGUGUCGCCAUGCACCCUCUUUUCCACACCCACAACAAAAGAUCCUCCCAGCAGGCUGACCACACCAACGCACCCACACCUUCGCUCCUGGCCAAUGGCAGUUCUCGAGACGGGACUCCUCGGGCCUUCCUAGGCGCCUCCAUAUCUCGCCCGGCCUCUACGACGCCAGGUACUCCCGCUCCGGGCACUCCACGACCCCAAACCUUACCCAACGGUGCUACCUUGACUGCAGUUGCGUCGCCCAUUCCUCCUCAGGACCUCCCAGUUGAUGAGACUGAAGAAGCUGUUGAUCCUCUUCUGAACCCGGACGACACAUACCGCUGUAUUAUUACACUUUCCAUUUAUCUGUCCUCCAAAUUGUACCAAGACAAGUUCGAAUGGUCCUUGUUGCAUCCACCUGGAGCAGCCGAAGCGUUUGCAAAGCAGACUUGUGCGGACAUGGGUCUUGGUGGAGAAUGGGUUAUGGCCAUCACCCACGCCAUCUACGAAGCUGUACUCCGCCUCAAGAAGGAAGCGUGCGAAGGAGGCAUGGUCCUGCUCGGAGGCGGGGUCUGGGGCGGAGGUGAGAUUGACAAUCAAGCCAUGCGGCAUGAAGAAGGUGCAGGCUGGAGAUACGACAUUGAUGAUUUUGGAGCCGAGUGGGAGCCCAAAUUCGAGGCCCUCAGUAAGGAUGAGAUCGAAAAGAGAGAAGGCGACCGCGAAAGACAAUUGAGAAGACUAAGGAGAGAAACAGCCCGUUUCAGCUCCACCACUGGCAUGGUCCCUUCGGCGAGAGAACAAGAAGCUCAGACACGUGGCAGUUAUUUCGACUAUACCGGCGUUGGUCUUGCUGGGGAGGAUACCCCCUCCAUGGGACGUGGAGAGCGAAGCAAGAAAAAGCGAAGAUUCCGAUCACUGAGCCCAGUCAACAAAGCACAAACGCCUGACGGGGGCAGUGUAGCAGGAGGAUGGGGCGGCGAAGGGAACCGUUUGCAUGAAUCUGAGCGACAGAACUGGAGAUGUCGACAUUGUCUCGUAUGGGGCAAUGCGGUAUGGGCUGUAAGAGACGGGCCACUGGGAGCAAGGACACUGUGCAAUAACUGCGGAUUGAUUUACGAAAGAGACAAGAUUCUGCCGGUUUGGUCAAAAGACUUGCAUCGUCUUGCUCAUCCAAUUGGGCGAUGAAAGAAGUUCUUGUCUUCUUGAUUUGGCAUCUACCAAAGUUAUCACCAGAUGCUCCACCUGUACCAUUAGAAUGGUUUUCAACGCUGAGCAAGAGUCAUGAAAUCAUCUGCUACGGUUUCCUCGAAAAUGGAUGUUGGAAGGGUGAACAAGCAGCGAGGCGCUCAUGCGACUGCUAUCAGGUAUCCUUGUUAUAUUGCGAGUAGAUUAGCGGCGUUCCCGCGCAUCCGCGGUGUAAGCUCAGUGCUUGAUCUGAGACGAUAACAGAAGUCUACAACCACA
Molecule: messenger RNA, 2244 nt
Organism: Exophiala mesophila
Lineage: Eukaryota; Fungi; Ascomycota; Eurotiomycetes; Chaetothyriales; Herpotrichiellaceae
Exons: 3
Coding region: 130-1965 (611 amino acids)
Biological process (GO): chromatin remodeling; regulation of transcription by RNA polymerase II
Cellular component (GO): nuclear chromosome; RSC-type complex; nucleus
Molecular function (GO): zinc ion binding; transcription coregulator activity
Source: RefSeq, a predicted model, not a curated record